AUGGAUGAUGAUGGUGAUAAUGAAACAGAUGAUAAUGGUGAUGAUAGUAGUGGCGAUGACAGUGGUGAUGAUAAUGAAGGAGGAGCCAGUUCGGAGUACCUAGAAGUAAGAUUUUCAGAUUCACAAUUUGAUGACAACCCUUUACAUGGAAAUUGGGUUGUUCCUGGAGUAGAAAAUUAUGUAAUUGAGGCAACGCAACCUGAAGUGUUGAUUCCCUACCAGGGUGAUAUGUUUUCCCAAGGCGCACUAUUUAAAAGUAAACAGAAACUGAUUUUGGCUUUUGGACAAUAUUGUGUUCAUGUGAAGAUAGAUUAUAGAAUCAGACGUUCGUGCAUUAUUCGAUUUGAGGUCGGUUGCAAAGAUAUGAACUGCAAGUUUCUGCUUCGUGCUAUUGUCAUAGGGAGUUUGUUCUCAAAACGAGUGGCAAUCAGUGAAUAUACACCUGGAAUGCUAAUUGGGGAGUUGUUAGAGCAACAUAGUGUGCAGAUCAUGUACACUAAAGCUUGGAGGUCUUUACAGUUUGCAAAGAGACUUGCUUACGGCAAUGCAGAUGAGCCAUUUCAGCAGCUACCCUCAUAUUUUCACAUGUUGAAAGAAACAAAUCAUGGCAGUAUCACGAUAAUAGAAAUUGAUGAAAAUAAUCAUUUAUUAUAUUCAUUUUUUGCUCUUAGAGCUUCCCUUAAGGGUUUUCGAUCUUACAUAAGACCAAUUGUUUCCGUUGACGCCACCCACUUAAAAGGUAAAUACAAAGGGGUGAUUUUUGUUGCCAUUUGCAAAGAUGGUGAGGAGAUGAAUUAUCCUAUCGCUUUUGGAUUUGGAUAUGGUGAGUCUGACAGAUCAUGGAUUUGGUUUUUGACAAAAUUAAGGGAGGCUAUCGGCAUGCUAGAGGAUUUGAUCAUCGUAUCCGAUUGA
Molecule: messenger RNA, 912 nt
Organism: Diospyros lotus (date-plum)
Lineage: Eukaryota; Viridiplantae; Streptophyta; Magnoliopsida; Ericales; Ebenaceae
Exons: 2
Coding region: 1-912 (303 amino acids)
Source: RefSeq, a predicted model, not a curated record